This is a messenger RNA of Monomorium pharaonis (pharaoh ant), 1061 nucleotides long. RefSeq names its product U-scoloptoxin(01)-Cw1a. Lineage: Eukaryota; Metazoa; Arthropoda; Insecta; Hymenoptera; Formicidae. The record is from RefSeq and is a predicted model, not a curated record. Gene Ontology annotation, molecular function: chitin binding. The transcript has 5 exons. Bases 298 to 672 code for a protein of 124 amino acids. Gene Ontology annotation, cellular component: extracellular region.
UCCCUCCUUCUACCGCUCUGGGAUCUUCUCUUUCUCCGUUCGUCUGAUGUGGGAGCCCCAAGAAAGAGAGACUCUCAAGAGUCCCCUCUUUUGCCCGGCUGAUGUCUAAAGCCAUAUAUAUACCACCACCUCAUAGAACAAUCCUUUGAGAAAGAUACUUUGGAAGUAGCACCGCCUUAUAAACCAGUGGCAAAUCGAGUAAGUGCGAUACACGAAAAAUUGAAAAGACACGGGAAAGAUAAAUGAUCACCACGCAGCACGACACUGCGGACUAAGGGGAUCAGAUUUUUCGAAAAGAUGAUUUCGAGGUAUCAGGUAAUCUGCGUUCUUUUGCUUCUCGGCGCGGUUUUACUCUAUAAAACAAUGGCGCAAGUGGAUGGUUACACACCUGGCGUAGACUAUCCAAUUUACAAUUCGGUGCCGUUCGGACUUGCGUUUACCUGCGGAGGGAAAUUACCUGGAUACUACGCCGAUCCCGAAGCCAGAUGUCAGGUGUGGCAUUGGUGUUUGCCAAAUGGACGUCAGUUUAGUUUUCUUUGCCCGAAUGGUACAGUCUUUAGUCAAUCUACUCGCGUUUGUGACUGGUGGUUUAAGGUCGACUGCAAUGAUUCGCCACGACUUUACGGUAACAACGACGAGCUUUACAGAGACGUGAAUGGAAAUAAGAUCUAACAAUUCCUAUUCUUUUAUAUAUAAAUAGUUGAAUGUACAUUAAUAAAUUCUUUUAUAUAUAAUUAAGCUUUUCGCGAACGCGUAACGCUAUCAAUAGUACAACUUGUCUGCGAAAGUAAAUGAAAACAAUACGAUGAAUCCCUAGUUUGCCGAUGCAGGAAAGUAGUAAGGAUGUCUGCCUUAUUUAUCGCUGUUAAAUAAAAUAGAGAAACACUUUGCAUGAAAAAAUUAGAAAUUUUCUACAAUUCUAAAGUGAAUAAUUUUCACUGAAAAAGUGCAUUAUUUUUAACCGUAUGUUUCUAGCGCUACAAUUUUUGUACAAAAUUAAGUUCUUUGAGAAAUGUUAAUUCAAAUGUAUGCUGCAAAAAGAAAUUGCAAAUUAAAAAUUA